Vombatus ursinus (common wombat) is the source of this 4476-nucleotide messenger RNA. RefSeq names its product telomere maintenance 2 (gene TELO2). Lineage: Eukaryota; Metazoa; Chordata; Mammalia; Diprotodontia; Vombatidae. Gene Ontology annotation, molecular function: telomeric repeat DNA binding; Hsp90 protein binding. The transcript has 21 exons. Bases 308 to 2812 code for a protein of 834 amino acids. The record is from RefSeq and is a predicted model, not a curated record. Gene Ontology annotation, biological process: telomere maintenance via telomerase; protein stabilization. Gene Ontology annotation, cellular component: cytosol.
UAUUUGUAUUUUAUUUCAGAGGUUCCAUUCAGUAUUGAGGAAUUACAAGGAAUCGGACGCGAUUGUAAAACCAAGGGGCGGGGCAGAGGUGAAUGGUGUCGAAUCGGGGACCAGGACGGAUGGUGCGCAAGUGGCCACAGGGACUCGCUGUUGAGCGCGGAGGAUUGCUGGGGGACCGACAGUGUGGGAAUAGGUGGGGGAACUCGCUGGUCAGUACCGUUUGGGGUGAAGUAGGGCGAUGGGCCAAGGGUGAAAUCUAGCACUUAAUGGAGCUCGAGUCGGGGCUUACGCUCUGAUACUGAACACAAUGGAUUCUGAACUCUCCGAGGUCCGCCACACUGUACAAGAAGCUCUCCACACUCUUUCAUCUUCCAAGGAUGGGGUCCAAAUAUCUGAGGCCCUGAGGUCUGUGAGGAUCUACUUGAGUGAAAUGAAGAACCCAGUCUUACCCAGAGAGAGGGAAGAAUUUUCCAAGAUCUACUUUUCUACCUUCCUUCGAUGUCUUGUCAGCAAAUUAAGCCCUGAUUGGCUGGACCUACUACCUGCUGGCCAACUGGAGGAACUAUGGGAUAGUUUUUUUCUAGAAGGUCCAGCUGACCAAGCCUUUUUGGUCUUGAUGGAAUCCAUCACUGUUACUGUUGGUCUGAGCUAUCGUCUGAUGAAGAUGGCCCAGGUGCUCUCCAGGUUCCUGAAGAUGGGCAGACUGGCAGAGCUGAUGUGGGAGAUGUGUCAGCAGCAGGUGCCCCGGGGUUCAUCCCUUCUCCAGGAGACUCUUCUCAGCAAAGUUGUGUGUCUGCCUGACCACCUCAGUAACCAAAUGAAAGAGCAAAGCCCGUCCCUGUUCUUCCCCCAGAACUACUUCCCUCUGCUUGGUGAAGAGAUGAUCCAGGUGCUCCAGAGGAUCUCUGACUCCCUCAGAGGAGGCUCGGAUUGUUCCAUCUGCUUUUUAUCUCAAAUACUAGCAAAAGUCUGCAUCCACGGGAGACAAAAAGAGAUUCUGGGAGUGUUGGUACCCCACUUGACAGAGCUCACCCAGGCUGACUGCAUCUGGCAGAGGCUGAGUUGGCGUCUCGUGGAAAGUGUGCCAGAUCGGGGGAUAGAAGCUGUAGUGUCUGGACUUAUCCAAGAAGCCCCAGGGGCCAGAGUUCUGUCUCGGUUACUGGGGAACCUGGUGAUGAAGAACAAGAAAGCCCAGUUUGUGGUGACCCAGAAAUGCCUGUUGUUGCAGUACAGAUACUCAACUGAAGUGCUGCAAAACCUCCUGGGGUACCUGGCCUUGGACAGCUAUCGGCGCACCCUCCUCUUACAGGUGCUGAAGGACCUCUUAGAGACUUGGGGCAGCAGCAGUGCCGUCAAACACUCUCCAGUGGAGCAGCAGCUUUAUGUCAGCAAAGCCAUCCUGAUCUGCUUGUCCCACCUGAAGGAGUCAGAAAUAGACCACAUCAGGGAAGAGCUGCUGACCGCCAUGAUGGGAGGCGUGCAGUGCCAUAUUGAGAGUAGUCUGCCCCAAGUCCGACAUGUAGGAAUGAUUGUAGCAGAGACUAUCAGUUCCCGAAUCCACUCAGAGGGGCCCCACCUGAAAUUCCAGUACGAAGAAAAUAAACUGACCAGAGAAUUGUUGUCCUUGGUGAACUUGAAGCCUGAUGAUGCCAGCCCUCCAGCUUCUGGCUCCCCUGUUGUGCCAGCACCUGCAGUCCAGCCAGCCUGUCUGAGCCCAGAGGGCAAAGCACACCAAGAAGAAAAAGACAAGGGGUCUGACUCGGAUCUGGACAGUGAUGAUGAAUUUGUUCCAUAUGACAUGUCAAGGGACAAAGAGCUGAAGAACACCAAGGCUCCAGUGUACAUCCGGGAUUGCCUGGAAGCACUGACAAGCUCAGAGGACGUGGAGCGCUGGGAAGUGACGCUGCAGGUUCUGGAGAGCUUAAUCAAGAGGAACCCAGCAGCAACAAAAGAGGUGAGUACAGAAUUAGCCAAGGUGCUGCUCCAUCUGGAGGAGAAGACCUGUAUGGAGGGGUUUGAGAUGUUGCGUCAGCGAGCCCUGGUGGCUGUCACUGUCACAGACCCAGUACAGGUUGCACAGUAUCUGACUUCCCAAUUCUAUGCCAUGAAUUAUAGCCUUCGGCAGCGGAUGGACAUCCUAGAUGUGUUGGUUCUUGCAGCUCAGGAACUCUCAAGCCCCAGGAGCCUAGAAAAAGCCAAGAUCCCUGGUCGUCCUGAGCCUAGUGUCCAGCUCUUGCCUGCCCCACUGACCCCCAGUCUCAACAUAGUUCCUUCUGACGGCUGGAGAAGAGUUGUGGAGGAGAGGAUCAAAAACAAGACACGCCGGUUUGCCAAGGGUUCUUCCAGAUCCAGUACAGCAAAUGGACCCAACAAGUUUAAUUCUGUGGUUGGUUAUUUCUUCUUCCCUCUUAUUGAACGUUUUGACAGGCCGCUUGUGACUUUUGACCUUUUGGGAGAGGAUUCUUUGGUCUUGGGAAGACUAGUUCACACCGUGGGAAUCCUGAUGUAUUUUGCCAUUAAUACCACAGCAGCUGUGCCAAUGGGGAAGGCGCUGUUGGAGUUUGUGUGGACACUUCGUUUUCAUACAGAUGCGUAUGUGCGUCAAGGCCUCCUGUACUCCAUCUCCUCGAUACUCUGGAGUGUUCCUGCGGAGCGCCUUCUAGGGGAUCUGACGGAUGAGCUCCUAGAAACCAGGUCCUGGCUGGCAGCUGUAGCAGAGAAUGACCCAGAUGAAGACUGUAGGAAGCUGGCCAUGCAGGCACUCCUACUUAUGGAAAAGCUAAAAGACAAAUUCCAAAUAGGUUCUUCUUAGUCAAUCCCGAUGCCCUUAACCUGGCCCCACAGGUGGCCUGAUGGGAUUUUUGGGCCAUCACCUGGCUGGCAAAGAGGAAGGCAGGGAAGGCUUCACUGAAAGCCAGGGAGAAACAAGGGCCUGGCCUGACAUCUGGGCUUUGUAGUGGCAGCCAACUCUGUGAAAUAUUGAUAUCCGGUACUGAGUGUACAGAUGCAGGAAAACGCAGUAGAGUUGCUGUCUUCCUCCCCUCCCCCUGCACACUGAAUAUGCUAUUUUUAGUCUGGCAAGUUUGAGUCUUCAGCUAAAAAUACAGCAAGCCCUGUAGAGCCACUGCCUCUGUACAAAGACAGCAGGAGCAGAGUCCAAGAUUUCUCUUACUGUUUCAUUGAAUCUUGUUAUUCGGGUUGAAAGGUGUUUGGUCAUAAAGCUAAAAAAGAAGGAAGAGUCUUAAUAGAGACUUAGCUUCUGUGAAAUUUCUUCACAUUAAAAGGCUAUUUUGUUGUAAGAGGAACUGAAGGGGAAGACUAAAGGUAUGUGAGGGAAAGGAAUGGAAAAGCAACGAGUCACUUCUGAUUAAGGAUUAGUUCUGCACUUGAAGAGAACUUCUCCAGGACUGGAUCUGAAGAGUAUGUGGAGGCCCACCCUGCCAUCCCCCUCGCAGUAUAAACUGUGACCUUCUAUCCCGAAGCUGCUUUUCUUCUCCCAUCUUCUUUUUCCCAAAGGUACAGCUGUAGGAUAGAAUAAAGGCUCUUCUCUUUGCUUGCCCAUCCCCCACCCAGGGCAGAGUUGCAGGGUUUUGAAAGGAGUGGGUACGUUUAGUGAAGAUGUAGGCCCUGUGUCUGUGCAGGGCUGGGCCCAGGCUGGUUUUCCUAAAGUGGUCUCUGCUGCAUACCCCUGGGGCAAGCUUUGCUCGGACUGGAUUUGUUGAGGUGAUUAAUUUGCUAGGCCAAUUUCCUCUCAUUUUCAUUCCACUGCACAUUCGCCAAUUUAUAGCCAUAGCGCUCACAGUGUGCUGCAAAGGAGAGGACAUAAGUUUUGUGCUUGGCCCUGAGAAAAGAGAAAGGGCCAAAGGCCUCUAUAGACAAAGCUAGAAUGGGGUAGGGGUGGGGGGAAGGAUGGGGGGCACCUAGCUUUCCACAUGUCAUGAAGGGGUUCUUGAUGGAGUCCUGAGACUUAAUGCCCUUGUAGGGUGUUGCUAGACCUGCCUAUUAAAGAAGUUAAACAGAGGCUGGCAAAGGGUCCCUGGACACAGCUGGAUUCAAUUAUCAUGAGAUUUCUUUGUGUCAUAAAAUUCCAAGGAAGGGAUUCAAAGCUAAGGAAACACCAGUGUGGGAAGUAGCAACUAAGAGCAAGCCACCCCUCCUGCUGGAGCACAGAGCCUGGGGUCCGUUGUCCUCCCCCGACACAAGGAUAUCCCACUGGAGUCGCCAGUAGCUUCAGUGUCAACUCUGCCUUGACAAGGCAUGUUGGUGUAAUAGGUAGAGAACUGGCCUUGAAGUCAGGAAGAGAUGGAUUCAGGUCCUCAGACUCAUGCUGACUGUGGGAUCGCGGGCCUGUAAUCUAACCUCUGGUGAUCUGGGUCAAAGCUGGCAGACUCGCCAGCAGAGGGCCCAGCACAGCCAGAACCAGAUGAAAAUGUAACUGGGAAAUACUGAACACAAUAAAAAUGUAAUACACCAUCA